GCUGCUGGCACGAGCCUGGCGUCUCGCACCACUCACAGCUGCUCUGACUGCUGGACGUAGCAUAACGUUCCUCACAGAGAUACUUGAGAACACCACUGCGAUUAUAUUAUACGGGAAGUCGAACCAUGGAGAAUUCGUCGAAUAAGAUGAAACCAUUAGUGGCGGUCAUAUUCAUUGUUGUACUUCUGGGCGUCGUCUCCACCUUCGUGGCCAUCUUCUUAAGCACCCGUCAGCAGCCGGCGACCGCGACCAUGAACCUGUGCGAGUCGCAGUCCUGCAGAGCUUAUGCGGCCCUCUUCAAUGCUUCUAUCAACCAGGCUGUCAAACCAUGCGACAAUUUCUACGAGUACGUCUGCGGCAACUGGAAGAACUACCUCAAUCUGUCUGUGCGCGUUGACACACGCAGGAGGUUCGUCAACCUCUUGUCAGAGGAUCUACUCAGCACUCGAGUCCCGAUUCGCAACCAGAACUCUACAGAAAGAGCAGCCAAGAUGUACCAGUCUUGCCAGAAGGCUUCGACCGAGGAGGCUGAGACACUCAAGGGUCUAUUCAAGGCAGCCAGGCUUUCCUGGCCACAGAGAUCCUCAGGCGGCGAUCUUCUCUACAGCCUCAUGUACAUUUCGAAGAAUUUCGGACUUCAUGUUCUGAUUGAUUUCGGCGUCGGAGACCAUAAUGUCCUCGAGGUGAAGCCACCGAUUCUGUCCUACACAUCGUACGUCUGGAGUCCCAGAAGAUGGUGGUCCCACUUGGACCAGGAUCGAGAGAGAUACCGCCAGCUGUACGAUGAUGCUGCCAGCCAUUUUUCCAAUGGCUCGGACGACGUCCCUUUCGACGAUAUAUUCGCCGUUGUGGGCUACGCCGCACAGCACUUAAGCAGGAAAUAUAACCCCAGUCGCUAUUAUUGGUUCAUGCCACAGAUUUCAAUGAGCAAGUUUGUAAAAAUGACUCCAUCGCUCCCGGCCAAGAAGUGGCAUGAUGCAGUAAGCGCAGUAUUUGAAACUCAGGUAGCCGACGUCACGUACGUCACUGCCCUCGUGACUGGCUUCAACGCACUAGUUGAGAAAUUUGGCGCAGACAGAGUUCACGAGUACGUCGGUUGGAUUCUGAUGCAGAUCUACCCUUCUGGGCUCAUGUACCGCCUUUUUCUGAAACAUGCAAGAGACGCCACGGAACAUUUGAAGAUCGACAAGAUAUACUGCUACAACUUCGUUGAAUACGUGAUGGGUGGAACACUCGUCGCGAACUUCAUAGAAAAAAUCGAGACUCCCGAAGCUAAGGCGGAAGUCAUUGCGAUGGUCAAGAAUAUCUGGGGAGCUGCCAGAAAGGCCACGCUCAACAAAGUAAACUACACCAUCGUCGAUACCAAUCUAACUGGCUUGUUUUGGGUACGGAGCAGUUACCCCGUCAUAAGUGCGCUGAACGCAAUAUUUGUGGGCUACGCUGACGUUGGUUCCAGUUUGCCAAAGAACUGGCCACUAGCGAUACGUGGCUACAGGGUGAACGCCGCUGUUGACGUGAAGGGUCUCUUUCCGCAUGACUUUGCCAAUUAUUAUAGUGGAACGCGCUACGACACUUAUGCCCUUUCACCACCGUGGGAUGUGUUGCAGAGGCAUCUAUCGGACAGCUACCUUGUAAUUAGACCUCACCACUUCAUCAUACCGACUUACGGCUCCAACGCUACAGCUGGGCUGUUGUACGGCUCCAUAGGAUCCCUGGUUGCUAACAUGUUCGCCGAAGACUAUACCACCAUUCGGAACAUUUCAGCUGAUGCGUCAUGGACCGAAAUGAGGACGGAUUUGAAAUGUACUUCUUCUCCUCAGCAUUCUAGUCAGGGCAAUGAUACUCUUCACCGUGUUGCAAGUCAAGAUUUGCUCUGGGAGGCCUUCCGUAGUGCCCCCACGCGGGGAGACUUGAGACUCGACGGGCUUUCCGCGAUGUCGGAAGCUAUGACCUUCUUCGUGGCUCAGUGCUACCUACUCUGUGGCUCUGCCAGUUCAACUGAAGCUGUGGCUAGCUGUAACGAGCCUCUGAAGCGUAGCAUUCACUUUGCGGAAGAGUUUCACUGCCCCGUUGGUUCACCGAUGAACCCCGCAGAUAAGUGUGCCAUAUGAUAUCAUUCCGUCCGUGGUGCUGCAAUCGCGAUCCCGCCCAACUCAGAUACUGUUGUGAAUCGAUUUGCUGCGCGUUGCCACUGAAUUUAUUAAACAUGCUUAACGUAAGUUGUGAAGUACAUUCAAUGUUGUUCAGUGAUUCUGGUCUGUGCUGGGU
Ornithodoros turicata is the source of this 2268-nucleotide messenger RNA. RefSeq lists its product as uncharacterized. Gene Ontology annotation, cellular component: plasma membrane. Gene Ontology annotation, biological process: protein processing. Lineage: Eukaryota; Metazoa; Arthropoda; Arachnida; Ixodida; Argasidae. The record is from RefSeq and is a predicted model, not a curated record. Gene Ontology annotation, molecular function: metalloendopeptidase activity. The transcript is spliced from 2 exons. The coding region runs from base 126 to 2111 and encodes 661 amino acids.